Molecule: messenger RNA, 1206 nt
Organism: Neltuma alba
Lineage: Eukaryota; Viridiplantae; Streptophyta; Magnoliopsida; Fabales; Fabaceae
Product: probable phytol kinase 3, chloroplastic
Exons: 6
Coding region: 65-991 (308 amino acids)
Molecular function (GO): kinase activity
Source: RefSeq, a predicted model, not a curated record
CCUAAGCUCGUGGGUCACGAGCUUUUCGAAAUUGAAAGCUCAUUGAAGAGCGUCAGCACCUACCAUGUUCUGCUGCAACGCUAUAGUUGGUACCUCGCCGAACCUCCAGUUCGUCAAACGACUCAAACCCCUCAGACCCUUCUCUGGAUUGCUCUCCAAAGUCAAACCCAACUGUUCUUCCCAUUCUUUCCGUUUCAGCAUUCCCUUACCCGAAGCACCCACCAGGCUUUCUCGUCGGAUUUUGACUCCCCUGUCGCCGGGCUCUAUGCUUCACGACAAUCCCGCCGUCUCUGACGUCUACGCCACGGCUAUUUCCUUCGGCGUCGCUCUUUCCUUGCUUAGGUUAUGGCAAGAGACCGCAAAGCGUGGGAUCUUCGACCAGAAAUUGAAUAGGAAACUUGUACAUAUAAGCAUUGGACUGGCAUUCAUGCUCUGCUGGCCACUAUUCAGUUCGGGGAGUCAGGCACCACUUUUUGCUGCUUUCGUUCCAGGAGUCAAUAUAAUUCGGAUGCUUCUUAUUGGACUUGGUAUACAGAAAGAUGAAGCCACUGUAAAAUCAAUGAGCCGAUUUGGAGAUUACAGGGAGCUUCUGAAGGGACCGUUGUAUUAUGUCUCAACUAUUACUUUUGCCUGUGCGAUGUACUGGAGAACUUCCCCUUUAUCCGUUGCUCUAAUAUGCAAUCUGUGUGCAGGAGAUGGUAUGGCUGACAUUGUUGGGAGGCGGUUUGGCAGUAAGAAGAUACCCUACAACGGAAACAAGUCGUUGGCCGGUUCAAUUGCAAUGGCAUCUUCUGGAUUCUUAGCAUCUAUUGGGUAUAUGUACUAUUUUUCCUCAUUCGGAUAUAUUGAGCAGAGCUGGAGAAUGAUUCUAGGUUUUUUGAUUGUGUCUAUCGCGACUACAGUGGUUGAGUCCCUUCCUAUUAGCUCAGAGAUUGAUGACAACCUCACAGUUCCUCUCACUUCCAUAUUGGUGGGAAGUAUGAUCUUCUGAUUUCUUGCAUAUUGUAGUGAUGAAGUUAGAUAAUCUUAGGCAUUAGUCCUCUCCAUAUCUAGCUCUAGUUAGAUGUCAUAUGGCAGUCUCUGCAUUAUUUAGUAGCUUGUCUUGGCUAGAUGUUGUAACUUAAAUCAGAUUGGUGCUUGUAUGUGAUUUCACCAUCAAUAAUAUCAUCUCGACAGGGCCUUUGCAGUCCACUGUUCUAUGGUAAA